Messenger RNA from Sciurus carolinensis (gray squirrel), 843 nucleotides. RefSeq names its product collagen alpha-1(I) chain-like. The transcript is spliced from 2 exons. The record is from RefSeq and is a predicted model, not a curated record. Bases 36 to 611 code for a protein of 191 amino acids. Lineage: Eukaryota; Metazoa; Chordata; Mammalia; Rodentia; Sciuridae.
GAAGCCCAGCCAGCUGCUUUCCUAAGGCGACUGCGAUGGCAGGGGCCGACGUGGACCCUCUACCGUCCCCAGGACGCGGCGCCAGGGCGGGUGGGGCCCUGGCUGGGCAGCCAGGCAGCUGGAAGGUGACCGUGAGCGGAAGCCACCGUGCAGCCGAGGAGCCGGGCGCUAGGUCAGAGAAGAAGUCAGAAGCAAAAGCAGCCCUGCCGCCCGCCCAGCCGUCAGAUCACAGAGGAGGGCGCUGUCUGGGUCCUAGAGCCCCGGGGGUGGCGGACGAGGGACCGCAGACACCCUCGGGCAGAUCCGGGGUGAAGCCACCACCCAGCCCAGCUGGCACGGGCUCCGUCUGCCAGGCGGCCGCACGCUGGGAGGAAGCCUUGAGCUGUCCCGCCAAGAGCUGGACCGCCAGGCCAGAGGAGGCAGCCGGCCGCCACGCCCCAGCCGAGCGCGGAGCCCUGCAGUGGACAGAAGCACGGCCAGCCUCCCCACGUGGCAGUGAGCGCUCCGUCACGGGAGGAGCACAGAGAGGUCACGCACACCCCCAAGGACACACAGCCGGUGCAGAAGAUCCAUGCAGCCUGCUCCAGAGCCCGGGGCGCCCCACCGUGUGACACGCCUGUCCUAGGGAAACAGGUACAGGUGUCCCUCAGUGUCCCAGGACCUCCCUUGGACACGUCAGGAUGUGCAAGCCCGUGACAUACAAUGGCGUGUGUUCCCAUAGCUUCCGCGGAGCCCGUAUCCUUGAAGUCAAGUCCACAGAUCGUCCCACACCUAAUAGGACGUCCAGGCCCCGCAAGGCCAGCGUAGAUGCCUGGUACCCUGAGUCUGCCGCAGUACGAGCGC